Molecule: messenger RNA, 1749 nt
Organism: Populus euphratica (Euphrates poplar)
Lineage: Eukaryota; Viridiplantae; Streptophyta; Magnoliopsida; Malpighiales; Salicaceae
Product: pentatricopeptide repeat-containing protein At2g20710, mitochondrial-like
Exons: 2
Coding region: 125-1504 (459 amino acids)
Cellular component (GO): mitochondrion
Molecular function (GO): protein binding
Source: RefSeq, a predicted model, not a curated record
AAACCAAAUUGGUUUUCUUCCUGGCCUUAAACCCUAAGUUAAAUCCCUGUCUCUAUUUACCUUUAUUCCCUUGCCCUUAUACAAACAUCAAUUCUUUCAAGAACAUUCACUCAGAGAAAUAAUAAUGAAGCUUCAUUUCUCUAGAAAAUUAUUUUCUUUACUUCCUCAAAACCAUCAAUUCUCCAUCUCCUCCACAAGGGUUUUAGCUUCUUUACUCUUCUCUACUAAAACCCCAACUAAACCAUUAUCUUCUUCACACUCUACUACAUUAUGCAGAAGAAUUGAAGCCAUAAGAGACCCCAGGGUCUCCAUCGUACCAGUUCUUGAUCAAUGGGUCAAAGAAGGCAACCCUGUUGACAAACACCAUCUUGUGUCCUUGGUUCGUCUCAUGAAAGAUUAUAAACGGUUCAAACAUGCUUUGGAGGUAUCAGAAUGGAUGACAGGCCGGCGGUUCUUUACAUUUACUACGGAAGAUGCAGCAGUCAGAUUGGGAUUAAUUCAUAGAGUUCGUGGACUAGAGGAGGCCGAGAACUACUUUAAUAAACUUUCGGUUAAGUUAAAAACUAAGUACACAUAUGGUGCUAUUCUUAAUGGCUGUGUGCGAGAGAAAUCUGUGCAGAAAGCAGAAGCAGUCAUGCAGGAAAUGAGAGAAGGGGGCAUGACAACAUCAUCUUUUCCAUACAACAUCUUGAUCAUCCUUUACUCUCAAACCGGAGACUUUGACAAAAUCCCCCCAUUGCUGAAGGAAAUGGAAAGGAAUGGAAUUGCUCAAGAUAAAUACACACUGAGAAAUCUAAUUGCUGCUUCAGCUGCUGCAUCUGACAUUUCCGGGGUGGAAAGAAUCUUGAACUUGAUGGAGGAGAAUCCAGAGCUUGGUCUGGAUUGGAAAUUGUAUGCAAUGGCUGCUGAUGCGUAUCUGAAGAUUGGGUCCAUUGAUACAGCUUUGACAAUGUUGAAGAAGCUGGAGAAAUGGAUGGCCUUGAGAAAGAAGAAAGCAGUAUUUAAUUUUCUUUUGAGUCUCCAUGCAAAAACAGGGAAUAAGGAUGAGCUUUAUAGAAUUUGGAAUUUGUACAAGCCCUCGAGUGAAUCCAUGGACACAUCAUAUUGUUGCAUGAUUGACUCUCUUACGAAGCUGGAUGAUAUUGAGGGAGCAGAAAAGAUCUUUGAAGAGUGGGAGUUCCAGUGCACCACCACGUAUGACUUCCGUGUAUUGAACGGGCUUCUUGUUGCUUAUUGCAGUAGGGGACUUUUUGAGAAGGCUGAAGCAGCCAUAGAAAAGGCAGUGCAAGGAAGAACACCUUAUGCGAGCACAUGGCAUGUAAUGGCAAAGGGGUAUAUGGAACAUGAUCGAAUCCCCAAGGCCAUUGAGAUGUUGAAGAGGGCCGUCAAUGUUGGAAGAGACUGGAAACCAGAUCCCAUCCUUGUGAAUGCCUGUUUGGAGUACUUGGAAGGUCAGGGAGAUGCUGGAGAGAUGAAAGAAUUCACCCGGUUGGUGAAAAACUAGGAACUUUAUGGCAGCCGGAAAAUCAGUUACCGAUGUUCUUUAUCAGAUGAAAAUGGAUGGUUUUGCUGUUGACGAAGAAACACAAAAGGAUACUUGGGUCUUUGAUCACGAAAAUCAGUUGCCAAGUUUAUAGCAUCCUACAACUCGCGGGACAGGUAAAUUUUAAAGGUGUAACCAGUGACCAUGGGGCUUUAAAUAGACGAUCUGACAGUAUAAUGCAUUAGGAUCACGCCUUGAACGAUUAA